This is a messenger RNA of Spizellomyces punctatus DAOM BR117, 2046 nucleotides long. RefSeq lists its product as uncharacterized. Lineage: Eukaryota; Fungi; Chytridiomycota; Chytridiomycetes; Spizellomycetales; Spizellomycetaceae. The transcript is spliced from 16 exons. The coding region runs from base 42 to 1886 and encodes 614 amino acids. Gene Ontology annotation, molecular function: acyltransferase activity, transferring groups other than amino-acyl groups. The record is from RefSeq and is a predicted model, not a curated record.
CAAGAGAUCACACAGAAUUACCCAUUGCAACUCUACAUGACAUGCCGAAAUCAAAGACCGACACACCGACACUCACAUCCCUACCCUACGAGUUGCAAGCACUGACAUGGCUCGACGACCAUUCGGCGAAUAAAGAGGGGAUAUAUUGUUAUUGUGGGAAGAAUAAGGGGGUGGUUGAGGCCAUGUUGGCAUGUUCUUCCUGUCGACAAUUAUUUCAUUCAAAUUGCGUUAAAUGCCUCCCAAAGCCUCUUCUUGCCGGUGACGUUUUCUAUACGUUUACAUGCUCGGUCUGUAAUAAUGGUACACAACUGUUUACUCGGUCCAACAUGAGUUGGCAGGUGAUUACGCAUUUGACUAUUUACAAUCUCCUUAAACGGACACCCGAGAAAGAAUAUGUGCGGUGGAAAGAGGAUAUAUGUAGUUUUGUGGAAAUGUAUUGGGAGUAUUUCAAACCUGGGAAACCGAAGUCUCCGACGUGGCAUAAUACCGUUGCAAGUGUGUUAUCAACUGCACAAGGCAAGGUAUUCAAAUCUGGUACAGAAACGUAUGGACAACCAGGGUUUUGGACGCUCCAGGUAAAUGAACCGCCUCCUCCCAUAAUCUCAAAAGGGACACCCGUGAAAUCCGUGCUACGAAAACCGACACGGAAACGCAAGACACCACCAGCCGAUGAGGUUCCGAUUAAAUUGGAACCACAACCAAAAAAGAAGAAAGAGGGGGAUGUUACGCCAAAGCAGAGGUCUCCUAAACCAGAGGUCCCAGACACACCCACUCCACCAACCAUCCCACAACCCAAAAGCCAUCCCCCAUCCCCCAUCCCAUCCUCGACAUCCACACCCAUCCCACCGCGCAUCCAAGAUUUAUUUGAGAGUGGGUCAGAGUUGUCGGAUGUUGAAUUAAGUUUUGAUGAAAAAGGGGAGGAAGAUGACGAGAAUGAUACAAGAGUUAAAGUGGAAGAUGAUGGGAGAGUCGAACAACCACAAAAGCCUACACGUCACCCCCCACCCCAACUUCUAACCCCCUCUGAAGAAUACCAUCUCCUAAACCGACUCAUACCCAAAACACCCCCUCUCCGCCGCUUACACCGUAAACUCUCUCUCCGACGCCUAAAACGAUCUCUCGGGCUCCCAUUGUUUGAUUUAGAUGGUGUUGUGUCGAGGGGGUUGCGUGUAGGUGGGUUUACAGUGUGUCCGAAAUGGGAGGUUGUGAAUGUGAGGGGGAUGGAUACCCGAAGGGCUAUUGAGAGGUUCAAGGCGGUUACAAAUGUGCAUACCACGUCCUAUACCCAUUCCUUUUUGUCUCGACUUUAUGGGGACGCAUUUAAAUCCACUACCCUCGUCUCUCGGUCCCCACGUACGAGUCCAUACACUGGUCACGUCCUUGCCCCCUAUAUAUGGCGAGAUAGAGUCUCUAACCCGCCCUGGAAAAGCGUAUUGGAGAUGUGGAGUGGGGAGAAAGGGUCGAUUGAUUACGUGUAUUUGGAGAAAGGGAUGUUGGAGCAGGUGAAUGGGGUGUUGUGUAGAAUGUUUUGGCCGGAUAUUGAUGUUUCGGAAAAUUUACUAUACCCCGAUUUUUCAAUCGUUGCACUUUAUAAACGUGUUGUUGUUGGAUGUGCUUUCAUGACGCCUGAAGGGUAUAUUUCGUAUAUUGCUGUUCGGCCUGGGUGGGGAUCUGCUGGGAUUGGGAGGUUUAUGUUGUUUCAUUUAAUUCAAGUUGCGGGGACACGAGACGUGACACUCCACGUUUCUGCGAAUAAUAAAGCCAUGGUACUCUAUCAACGUUUGGGAUUUAAACCAGAGGAAUUUAUUGUGGGGUUUUAUGACAAGUAUUUACCGGCUGAGAGUAAGGAAUGUAAGAAUGCGUUUUUUGUAAGGUUGAGGAGGUAGUUUUUCUUUGGGAGGGUGUGAGUCGUAAGUUUUUGGUUGGGUUUUUUUUGUGGAGGAUUUUGUGAGAUAUUUUUGUGCGUUUAUCGAACGAGAAUGAAUAUACCAAUCUCCCAUUUUUUUUAUUGUAUUUUUGGAAUUUGGGAGAUUUUUCACUGCUUGC